This is a messenger RNA of Musa acuminata subsp. malaccensis (wild Malaysian banana), 637 nucleotides long. The record is from RefSeq and is a predicted model, not a curated record. NCBI's taxonomy places the organism in Eukaryota, Viridiplantae, Streptophyta, Magnoliopsida, Zingiberales, Musaceae.
CCCUUCGAGUAGACGAACGCACAGCCGAUCUAUACCCACCGAGUCUUCGACGUCGCGAGCAACGAAGCAGAGAUGGCGAGCGCGGCGGCAGCAGCGGUGCCGUUCUGGAGGGCCGCGGGGAUGACCUACAUAACCUACUCCAACAUCUGCGCCUCCCUCGUGCGGUCCUGCCUCAAGGAGCCCUACAAGUCCGAGACCUCUGGCCGGGAGAAGGUCCACUUCAACGUCACCAAGUGGGCCAACGGCAAGCCCGAGAAGCCCGCGGAGCAUUCAUAUGCACUUCUGCCUUGGCUGAUUGCUCGCCUAGUGAAUAAAGCUUCUAUGUUGCUACAAAUGCAAACUAAUGCCUACCUUGCUGGGAUGUGUGAUUCAGUGGUUGUCUACUUUGAUGGAGGUGACCGGAUCCGUUCGUCUGAACCGAGAUCCGCACCGUCGAUCAGAAGCUGCACGCAUUUGAAGAAACAGGAACGGCUCAUCGACGGUCCUGUACAUCUCGAGAAACCCGGAUUCGUUCUCAAAGAAACAUGAUUAUGUAUUUAUGAAAAGAAGCCAAGAAAUAACAAGAGCCAAUGAAGCUGAAGUCAUCAAAAUAUCCUGCACCGAUUCCUACUCCGCUCUCAAAUCAAUCAUUUUAAAC